CAAUCCAUGAUCUCGAAAAUAGCAGGCUCAAAGUUUAGUUACUUGGAUACUAGCGCUAGUGGCGAGAACUGGCGAAGAGUACCUUCAAAAACAUGUUUUAUCCACGGAGUAAUGUUAUCUGAAGCAGAUCUUAUUGGUGAAUUGGAGACCAC
Ambispora gerdemannii is the source of this 152-nucleotide messenger RNA. NCBI's taxonomy places the organism in Eukaryota, Fungi, Glomeromycota, Glomeromycetes, Archaeosporales, Ambisporaceae. The record is from the annotation of a GenBank genome assembly.